GAACAGGGCGUAUUGUGAAGACAAUGGAGGACACAAUUCACAACCAAAGUGAACAGCAUUUGCCCUUCACCUGGAAAGUCCAAGAAUACAGGAUUCCAGCUCUUGCAUAUUACAGUGUUGUUCUGCCCAUUGGACUUCUGGUUAACAUCUCAGCACUCUGGGUCUUUAGUUGCACCACAAAGAAAAGAACAACUAUUACUGUGUACAUGAUGAACGUAGCGCUGCUUGAUCUAAUGUUUUUACUUUUCGUUCCUUUUCGUAUUGUAUAUUAUGCACAACAAUAUUGGCCCUUUGGAGAUAUUUUCUGCAGGAUUUUGGGUGCUCUCACUAUAUUUUACCCUAGUGUUACUCUGUGGCUUCUUGCCUUUAUAAGUGCUGAUCGAUACAUGGCUAUUGUGCAACCAAAGCACAUUAAGGAGUUGAAAAACAUUUCCAAAGCAAUGGCUGCAUGCUUUGGUAUAUGGAUAAUGACUAUUGUAACCACAACUCCCUUGCUUUUUGUUUAUGAGGACCCAGACAAGGAAUUUAAUUUCACCACAUGUUUAAAAAUAUUUGAUAUCAUCCAAUUUAAAAGAAACAUGAUUUUAAACUUUGCUCGGUUAAUUUUCUUUUUCUUGAUCCCCUUACUGAUCAUGAUUGGUUGCUAUGCCAUUAUCAUUUACAGUCUCGUCAAUGGCAAAACUUCCAAACUGAAGCCGAAGGCCAAGAAGAAGUCCAUACGGAUCAUUGUUACUUUGAUCAUACAAGUGUUAGUUUGCUUUGUGCCAUUCCAUGUUUGUUUCAUAUUGCUACUGAUCCAGGAUGGACAGGACUAUUAUAUGUCAUGGGGAGCUUUGUCAACCUUUCUAAUGAAUCUUAGCACUUGCCUGGAUGUUAUUCUAUACUAUAUAGUGUCCAAACAAUUUCAAGCUAGAGUUAUUAGUGUCAUUUUUUAUCGCAAUUACUUACGCAGUGUGAGAAGGAAAAGUGUCCGGACUGGAAGUGUAAGGUCUUUAAGCAACAUUAACAGUGAAAUGAUAUGAACUAAGUAAAGUGAUUUUUUUCUACAAUAUAUUAAUCUGUCAAUGACUUUAUAUCUUACUCUGUAUAGAUCUUGAUAUACUGUAAACAGAGAACUUAUAUGUUCUAAAAGAAAAAAUCUCCCUUUAAGUAUUCAGUGUACUCAUCCGUCUUAUAGAGCUUUAGAAAUAAUGUUAUUUUCGCAUUACACAUGGACAAUGGCAAUAGAAUAAUAUAGCUAAAGGAUAUAAAGGAUCAGUUUUGAGCAUAAUAUUUUUUUACUAUGGAUCUUAACUAAAGAUAAUAAAAAAGUGAUGUUUUAUUCUUUUUUUAAAA
Bombina bombina (fire-bellied toad) is the source of this 1335-nucleotide messenger RNA. It is a transcript of the gene GPR18, whose product is annotated as G protein-coupled receptor 18. The coding region runs from base 24 to 1022 and encodes 332 amino acids. Gene Ontology annotation, molecular function: G protein-coupled receptor activity. Gene Ontology annotation, cellular component: membrane. The record is from RefSeq and is a predicted model, not a curated record. Gene Ontology annotation, biological process: phospholipase C-activating G protein-coupled receptor signaling pathway; positive regulation of Rho protein signal transduction. The transcript has a single exon. Lineage: Eukaryota; Metazoa; Chordata; Amphibia; Anura; Bombinatoridae.